Messenger RNA from Centruroides sculpturatus (bark scorpion), 2527 nucleotides. Its product is annotated as carboxypeptidase N subunit 2-like. The coding region runs from base 517 to 2469 and encodes 650 amino acids. The record is from RefSeq and is a predicted model, not a curated record. The transcript has a single exon. NCBI's taxonomy places the organism in Eukaryota, Metazoa, Arthropoda, Arachnida, Scorpiones, Buthidae. Gene Ontology annotation, molecular function: protein binding.
GUUUAUUGCGUUGACAACAAUACGCAACAAAGUAUCUACAAUAGCUGCUUUAUAACUUACGAUUUCCGAGUUCUGUAGUUUUGUUUCUUAUUUUCCGACUUACUUACCGCAGAUUCGUGUGUCGAAUGAGUUAGAACCGCCCUUAGACGAAAUGAGGUGGGUUUUCUUUUUUCAAUUCCUAUUUCUACUGGUUAAUUCUUGUCAAGAGUUUUGGAAACAUUGGGGGAAUGUUUCUUGUCCGUCCUCGGCAAACAGCUGUUACCAAUCAAAAAACUUUUCCUUCGUUAAGUUAUUCGAUCAAUCCUUAUCCAUCGAGUGCGGCGAAGAAAGGAUCGACUCUGGUUUGAUGCGAUGUUUGGACGUUAAAAGUGUACAAAGGAUACAAUUUAUAAAUUGUUAUAUGUCUGGGAUUGACUUUGGAAUAUUCACUUUCGGGUAUGGAAUCGAACACGUCGAGAUAAGGUACACAAAAUACACCGGUAUAACAGAAACUUCGAGAGCGCCUCGUUUAAUAACAUGUCCUCUCUGCGAUCUGUCGAAAUAGAAGGCUUGAAGACGUCGGAACUUCUAAAUUUAACAUUUCAUAAUGUUCCAUCGCUGACUUCAUUGAGAAUUAAACGCUAUAACUUCACUUUAUUUCCGAACAAACCUUUCCGAGAGUUAAUUAAUCUUUCCGAAUUAUACAUCACGCAAGGCAAGUUAAAAGUUCUACCCGAAGAUCUAUUUCAUAACCUUUACGGUUUGAGAAAACUGGACUUAAGUUACAAUAGAAUUGAAUCCAUUUAUCCACUUGUCUUUAGAAAUCUAUCCAGAUUGGAACAUUUGGAUUUAUCAGUGAAUCGGAUAAAGGAUUUACCCAGUGACAUGUUGAAAGGUCUUUCUAACUUAAGUACAUUUUCUAUUGGUUGGAACCGAGAAGUAUCAGAAAUUCCGUCCGGAUUCUUUAAGAAACUGCACAACUUGACUAAAAUUUAUGCAGAGGUUUGUUCUAUUUCUUCACUUAAAGAAGACGUAUUUUCUGACUUGAUUAAUUUGAAAACCGUCUAUAUAGGUUUCAACCAAAUUAAACAUCUCCGGUCAAAUCUUCUGAGAAAUAACAAGCGACUGACACGAUUUUCAUGUUAUUCUAAUAACAUAUCGACACUUCCGACAGGAAUUUUUCGCGGUCUUUCUCAACUGCAAUUUUUAAGUUUGGGAAAAAACCGGUUAGAAAAUCUUCCCGAAGAUAUUUUUCUAAAUUUGACGUCAUUACAGACUCUUACUUUGUCAAGCAAUCGCCUGACAUUUUUACCCGAAAAGAUCUUCCUCCCAUUGACUAGAUUAACGCUUCUCGAGCUAUAUGACAACAAUAUAACUGAAAUUAUUGGCGAGCAUCCUUUCGGCAGCAGCGAGCGUCUAAGUGAAGUGAAUUUAAACAAGGCAGGUUUGACACAAUGGCCGGUGAUUAAUUGGACACAAUACAACUUAAAUAAAGUGUUUUUCUCAAAUAAUAAUUUCGAAACCGUGAAAUUGCCAAUUUACACUCCAAAACGCGUGAAAAUUAAUCUGUCUAACUGUAAAAUCAGAACAAUUUACAUUGAUGAGUGGAAAUAUGGAUCUGAAAUGCCGACGUAUAAUUUAAGUAAUAACGAAAUUACUUGUGAUCACAAACUGCAGCAAUUCGUUUCUUUCGUUAAGUCAAAUAUGGAAGUAGCGAGGAAAAUGUUUCCAAAUAUAGAAAAGACGAAAUGUUACGGAGAAGAAAGAAAUUUGCUGGAAAAUACAUCGCUUGUAGUCAUAGGAAAUAAUUGUCCGAUGAAUUGCGAAUGUUUUACCGAAAAAAACCGUGUGAUUGUCAAUUGUUCCGGAAAGGGAAUCGACAGAAUUCCCGAAAUUCUCGUCCCCAAUGCCACAAUUGUCGACUUGAGUAAUAAUUAUAUAAAAGAGUUGUCAAAUGUCGAUCGUGUGACGUGGAAAAACGUCACCCAUCUACGUCUGAGUAAUACUUCUUUAAGUAACAUCUCUGAUUAUGUUCUUUUGCCAAACCUGAAAUUUUUGUGGUUGGACGGAAACCGGUUAACCGAAUUGUCUUCCCGAUUAAUGAACUUUAUCGACGUUUCUCCGGAAUUUAAGCUUUACUUAUCCAGAAACAAUUGGAAUUGCCAUUGCCAUUCGCAGUUUACUAAGGACUGGUUGCUUAGAAACCGACAGAAAAUUGCAGAUUUCUCUGAUGUUUCCUGCGCGAGAAAUUCGUCUUUUGUGUCUUUUAUCGAAAUUGUUUCCACUGAUGGAUGCGCAGAAAUUUCAGAAAAUAAUUUGACGUCGUCAGUAAAUUCUAGUUGUAUAAAGUGCGUGUGUUCGGACGAAGUUAAUAGUGUUUUUGGGUGGAAAAUCGCAGUGGCUGUUCUUACUUCGCUAGUGUUGUUAGGUGUGGUUAUUGUUGUCGCCAUUGUUUAUUGUCGCGGUAAAGAAAAUGUUCGGAAAGUGUGAAAGACUAGCCAAGACGAAGUGCUUUAUUACGAUGUUUAAACCUGACGAAUUCUGUAAU